Messenger RNA from Hypoxylon trugodes, 3299 nucleotides. Its product is annotated as MCM-domain-containing protein. The record is from RefSeq and is a predicted model, not a curated record. Gene Ontology annotation, molecular function: single-stranded DNA helicase activity; single-stranded DNA binding; ATP hydrolysis activity. The transcript has 3 exons. The coding region runs from base 444 to 3128 and encodes 894 amino acids. NCBI's taxonomy places the organism in Eukaryota, Fungi, Ascomycota, Sordariomycetes, Xylariales, Hypoxylaceae. Gene Ontology annotation, cellular component: nucleus; MCM complex. Gene Ontology annotation, biological process: mitotic DNA replication initiation; DNA strand elongation involved in DNA replication; double-strand break repair via break-induced replication.
AUUGUACUAUCAAAAUUUCUCAUAACAUCUUCUAGAAAGGAACAAUGCAAACGUACUAACUCUCCGAGAACAAUUUAGUUGAUGAUUCCAGUAGCUUAGCAGCUUAGGAGCUUAGGUAAUAGGGCUAGUUGAGACGGCGGAGAUAGUCGGGGUAAAUGAUUUGCUGUAAUAGGCUUGAUUAAAAUGGGCCUCAUGCAACCACUUUAACGCAGGAACGCGAAAAACGCGGUCAAGGACGCGCGAUAUGGAUUUUCAGUUCCCCUCCGACCCCUUUCCCUAAACAAUUCAUUCAGUCACAAUCUUUAAAACUUCCCCCCACUUGUGCCCUGUGCCUCUAUACUCAACCGCUAACAUUCGCCUCACUAUUCAAUUACAUCAUAUGCUUUUGUGAUCAACUGCCUUGAUUUACCACUUAAGCAAUCCAAGACGAGAAUUAAGGCAUCAUGGAUACUUUUAUGCUUCGAGAUGAAGCGGCCAAGGAACGCAUUCGCUUGGCCGCGGAGUUCCUUGACCCUCAUGACCAACAUGCGAGGAGUUACCGAUCCGAUAUCAUAUUAAUGCUUCAGAAGAACCAAAGGCGACUAGUAGUCAACUUAGACCACGUUCGUGACCACAAUACCGAACUAGCAGAUGGUUUACUAUUCGAUCCAUUCGACUACACCCUAGCCUUCAACCAUGCGCUUAAGGAGAUCGUGCAGACCAUUCCACAAGCACGACCCGAUCAGACCGAUCAAGAUGUACUAUACUACUGCGCCUGGGCAGGCAGCUUUGGUCUCAAUGCUUGCAACCCGAGAACAUUAUCAUCCAAUCACUUAAACCAUAUGGUGUCGAUCGAAGGUAUUGUCACAAGAUGCUCGCUCAUUAGACCAAAGGUUGUCAAAAGUGUGCAUUAUAACGAAAAGAAGAACAUAUUCCAUUUCCGCGAGUAUCGCGAUCAAACCAUGACCAAUGGAGUCACCACAUCCAGUGUCUACCCUCAAGAAGACGAGGAAGGUAACCCACUUCUCACAGAAUACGGUUUCUGUACAUACAGAGAUCACCAGACCAUAUCGAUACAAGAAAUGCCCGAGAGAGCACCUGCUGGACAACUCCCUCGUGGUGUUGAUGUUAUUCUAGACGACGACCUAGUCGACAAAGUGAAGCCCGGUGACAGAGUCCAACUCGUUGGUAUCUUCCGAACGCUCGGAAACCGAAAUACGAAUCAUAACAGCGCACUUUUCAAGACGAUAAUCCUAGCGAACAAUAUUGUCCUUCUUUCGUCCAAGGCAAGCGGAGGCGUAGCAACAGCUACAAUUACGGAUACCGAUAUUCGAAAUAUUAACAAAGUCGCCAAGAAGAAGAACCUCUUCGAACUCCUAUCGCAAUCGCUAGCGCCUAGUAUCUUCGGUCACGACUACAUCAAGAAGGCAAUUUUGCUCAUGUUACUAGGUGGUAUGGAGAAGAAUUUAGAAAAUGGUACACAUUUGAGAGGAGAUAUCAACAUCCUCAUGGUUGGUGAUCCUUCGACAGCCAAAUCUCAACUUCUGCGAUUCGUACUCAACACAGCACCAUUAGCUAUCGCCACAACUGGACGUGGUUCUUCAGGUGUCGGUCUAACAGCGGCCGUCACAACAGACAAGGAAACGGGUGAAAGAAGAUUGGAGGCCGGUGCUAUGGUUAUGGCAGAUAGAGGUGUUGUCUGUAUUGAUGAGUUUGAUAAGAUGUCAGAUAUCGAUCGAGUUGCUAUCCACGAAGUUAUGGAACAACAAACCGUCACCAUUGCCAAAGCCGGUAUCCAUACAUCGCUCAACGCCCGUUGCAGUGUUAUUGCGGCGGCCAACCCUAUCUUUGGGCAAUACGACACACAUAAAGAUCCUCACAAGAACAUCGCUCUUCCGGAUUCUCUCUUGUCGCGUUUCGAUCUUCUGUUUGUCGUUACUGACGACAUCGAGGAUACCCGCGAUCGUCGAGUCUCCGAGCACGUCCUACGUAUGCACCGCUACCGACAGCCCGGCACCGACGAAGGCGCUCCGGUUCGCGAAAACACCCAACAAGCUCUUGGUGUUGCACUGCAAAGCCAGGACGCUACCCAGAAACCCACUGAAGUUUACGAAAAAUAUGAUGCCAUGUUGCAUGCAGGUGUUACUGUGACCUCUGGUCGUGGCGCCAACAAGCGACGCGAAGUCCUAAGCAUUCCAUUUAUGAAGAAGUACAUCCAGUACGCGAAGACAAGAGUCAAGCCGGUACUCACACAAGACGCAUCAGAGCGUAUUGCGGAGAUAUACGUCGGUCUACGUAACGACGAAAUGGAGGGUAACCAGAGAAGAACGUCUCCCCUAACAGUGCGUACUUUAGAAACACUCAUUCGUCUGGCAACCGCGCACGCCAAAUCGAGGCUUUCAAACAGAGUAGAUGAGCGGGAUGCCUUAGCAGCCGAAGCCAUUCUUCGUUUUGCCUUGUUCAAGGAAGUCGUAGAAGACGAGUCGAAGAGGAAGCGCAGACGGACACAACGACCUGAGGAGGAGGAGGACGGCGAUAGUGACGACGACGAUGAAGACCGUGGCGAUAGCAGUUACAGAGGUUCGACAGCGCGCGGUAGAACCGCACCUUCGACCCGAACAACUGCCCGAGGCCAACCCUCGACUAACGGCAGCCGCCGUGCGAAUGGGACUAAUGGUCGCACGCCAGCUUCACCCGCAGCAGAAAACGAUGAAGAGGAUGAAGAUUUGUAUAACGCCACACCACGUCGCUCAAACCGAACCGGUGGUGCUUCCUCAUCAAACGCACCCGCGACAUCACAAAUUUCUUUUGCUUCUUCGGUACCCGCCUCCCAGCUCGAGACACAAGAGGAAGAGGAAGAAACGCAGGAAGACACGGCCCUAGCAUCGGGCGCGGCGAGCUUAAGCAUCGACACACCGAUCACACCCGAGCGUCUCGCAGCGUUCCGAACCGCGCUAGGACAGCUACUCAACACAAGCUUAUUCGAAGAUGACGCAGCUGAUGUCGGCGAUGUCAUUGAGGCAGUAAACCGACGUAUGGAAGGCAGAGGCGCGGCUUUCUCGCAUGAAGAGGCUGUUAAGGCGCUUAAGAAGAUGGAUGAUGCGAACCAGAUCAUGUACACGGAUGGCAAUCUCGUAUACAAGAUCUAAACACACAAUCGAACGAGUAUUAGGUUACGACGACUAUGGAAGAUGAUUCCACGAAGAGUAGAUGAUGAGGGUUGGUGGCGUUCUGUGUAUGGGUUAUGAUACUUUGUCAUUAUAGCAUCGGCCACGCCGUUAUAGGUUACUACUUAAUACGAAAAACCACGUUAAGAGAUA